AUGGCUAACAGUUCACAUCUGGGUUCUUGUGUUAACGUAUUUCUAAGUUUCAGAAAUUAUAUAGACAAUUUAUCAGACUUGUGUAGUCUAACUGAACAGAUUUCCAAUGCUGAUGAUUCUUUCAAUAAAAUCUUGGAUGAAAUUCGAAAAAUUUCCAAUGAUGAAUCAGUAUUUGAAAGAUUGCUCACGGAAAGAGUUCUUACAGAUUUUAUAAAGCGUUGUGCCGAGUGCAAGAAAGUGUCAAAGGUUAAUGAUGGUGGAGUUAAGUUCUUCAACGCUGCAUGUAUUCAUAAGAAGAAAAGAUCGAUUCGCAAACGGGCAGGGAAGGUUCCUGAAUCUUUAAUUCAAUUAGGGCGAAGCUUAACUGAAAGAAAGCCUGAAGAAGAGGAAGAGGUGGAAAAUAGAAGGAAAAAGAAGAGAAAGAUUGUUGAAAGGCCAGAACAAGAUUUGGAACCAACGAUGCCUGAAAAGUUCAAAAGGAUAAUCAACGAGAUGAAUGGUAUGAAAACUAUGUUUGUCAUGAACAAAAUUUUGACAGGAACAGAUGUAGCCAAGGUAAACAAUCGUUUAUCGAUACCGAGGAAGCAAACGAGGAAUUGUAACUUCGUUGACAAAGAGGAGAUGAAGAUUCUAGAUAAGAAGAAAGGAAUAAAGGUUAAUAUAGUUACACCAUCUAUGGAAAUCGUGGAGUUGGAAUUGAAGAAGUGGGUCAUGGGUUCAACCUACACUUAUAAUUUGGUUGGGGGUUGGAUUAAGAAAGUGGUGGAUAAAGAAGCCAAUCAACUGCAACCCGGAAGAUUGGUGCGACUUUGGUCUUUUAGACAAGAUUCAAAGUUGUGCUUCGUAUUGGAUAAUGAAGGAUGUUGAACUAGUUUGAUUAUUUUGUUGUCUUAAUCUUACAUAGUGAUUGUUGUCAUUUAAUAUCUUAUUAAUUUGCGACAAUGUAGUUGUUUUAAGAACUAGUUUGAGAUAUGUUGUUAACUUGUUGUAAAUCUAGUCAAGUUUUGGGGAUCUCACUCAUUAAUAAAUUAAUAGAUUUUC
Mangifera indica (mango) is the source of this 1041-nucleotide messenger RNA. RefSeq names its product B3 domain-containing protein At3g25182-like. Lineage: Eukaryota; Viridiplantae; Streptophyta; Magnoliopsida; Sapindales; Anacardiaceae. The transcript has 2 exons. The record is from RefSeq and is a predicted model, not a curated record. The coding region runs from base 1 to 867 and encodes 288 amino acids. Gene Ontology annotation, molecular function: DNA binding.